GUUGUCUAUCAGCGUGUCGUUUUUCUUCUGUUCUUCUGCAAUGGCUCGUACCAAGCAGACCGCUCGCAAGUCCACCGGCGGCAAGGCGCCGCGCAAGCAGCUGGCCACCAAGGCGGCCCGCAAGAGCGCGCCCGCCACCGGCGGCGUGAAGAAGCCGCACCGCUACCGGCCCGGCACGGUGGCCCUGCGCGAGAUCCGGCGCUACCAGAAGUCCACGGAGCUGCUGAUCCGCAAGCUGCCGUUCCAGCGGCUGGUGCGCGAGAUCGCGCAGGACUUCAAGACGGACCUGCGCUUCCAGAGCUCGGCCGUGAUGGCGCUGCAGGAGGCGUGCGAGGCCUACCUGGUGGGGCUCUUCGAGGACACCAACCUGUGCGCCAUCCACGCCAAGCGCGUCACCAUCAUGCCCAAGGACAUCCAGCUGGCUCGCCGCAUCCGCGGGGAGAGGGCGUUACAUUUACUUGGAGCUGGUGUACUUGGUGACGGCCUUGGUGCCUUCGGACACGGCGUGCUUGGCCAACUCCCCGGGCAGCAGCAGGCGCACAGCCGUCUGAAUCUCUCGGGACGUGAUGGUCGAGCGCUUGUUGUAAUGCGCCAGCCGCGAGGCCUCGCCGGCGAUGCGCUCGAAGAUGUCGUUGACGAAGGAAUUCAUGAUGCCCAUGGCCUUGGACGAGAUGCCAGUGUCCGGGUGGACCUGCUUCAGCACCUUGUACACUGUUUGAAAAGUCUUGUUAUGGCUCGUACCAAGCAGACCGCUCGCAAGUCCACCGGCGGCAAGGCGCCGCGCAAGCAGCUGGCCACCAAGGCGGCCCGCAAGAGCGCGCCCGCCACCGGCGGCGUGAAGAAGCCGCACCGCUACCGGCCCGGCACGGUGGCCCUGCGCGAGAUCCGGCGCUACCAGAAGUCCACGGAGCUGCUGAUCCGCAAGCUGCCGUUCCAGCGGCUGGUGCGCGAGAUCGCGCAGGACUUCAAGACCGACCUGCGCUUCCAGAGCUCGGCCGUGAUGGCGCUGCAGGAGGCUUGCGAGGCCUACCUGGUGGGUCUCUUCGAGGACACCAACCUGUGCGCCAUCCACGCCAAGCGCGUCACCAUCAUGCCCAAGGACAUCCAGCUGGCUCGCCGUAUCCGCGGGGAGAGAGCGUAAAUUCUCAUCAACGCGUGUCAAUUUAACCCAAAGGCUCUUUUCAGAGCCACCUAUAAUU
Sus scrofa (pig) is the source of this 1199-nucleotide messenger RNA. Its product is annotated as histone H3.1. The record is from RefSeq and is a predicted model, not a curated record. NCBI's taxonomy places the organism in Eukaryota, Metazoa, Chordata, Mammalia, Artiodactyla, Suidae. Gene Ontology annotation, cellular component: nucleosome. Gene Ontology annotation, molecular function: protein heterodimerization activity; DNA binding; structural constituent of chromatin.